GCCCCCAGUUGUGUACGUUCCGCUUUGACGUCUGUGCCUCCAAGAUUCACAUAUUCACACAAUAUAAAAAGAAUAAUGCGGGCACAGAGAAGUUUUUCAAGGCAACCCAACCCUAGGAACAAUCACAAACCAACAGCCUCUUCACAUCAUGGCCAAAUCCAGAAGUCUCCCUCAACUGGCACAUAUCAUAUCCUCCAGAGCCAACGCCAUAUAUGACAACUUGAACAACAAUGAUCUUCCUCAGCCUUCCUUCGACUAUGGGGCUGAAAUCCGUACUGAACCUUUCAGCAGAGAGUUGGAAGACAGCCGAGCGCAGCUUCUUGAAGCCAUGGAUGAGCUGCAGUCCCUGAUCCUAGGUCCAGUCGGCCAUGUCUUUUUCAUGUCUUUCUUGGGUCCAGGUCGAGCCGCCACCCUCCACGCGAUCUACAAAUUCAACCUCGCCAAAAACGUGCCCUUGACCAAGCCCAUCUCCUACGCCUCGCUAGCGUCCAGAUGCAAGCUCUCCGAAUUCUUCACGCGACGGUAUAUCCGCUCCGCGCUCUCGCUGCGCAUCUUUAGCGAGACCGCAGCGGGGCUCAUCCAACACAACGCCGCGUCCGCCGUGCUCGCCACGACGACGCUGCAUGAAUGGCUCGGCAUGGCCUCUGAAGAAUUAGCGCCCGCGGCACUCAAAGUAGCCGAGUCGAUACAGCGGUAUCCCGAGGGGCAAGAGCCGAACCAGAGCGCUUUUUCGAUUGCGAAUGGAUUUGGAGGCGAAAAGGAUCUGUUCGCCAUUGUAAGUGAGGCGCCGCCGGAGCGGAUGGGGAGGUUUGCGGAUGCGAUGAGUUGGAGUAUGAGGGUGCCGGGGAUGGAGACGAGUUAUACGGUUGACAACCUUGGCUGGUCCUCGACCACCUACGGACAAGGUAACGGGGCAGGGGGAAAAGCCUGGUGUCCCAAGACCAUCGUCGACAUCGGAGGCGGCACGGGAAUUCUCAGCAAAGACAUUCUGCGGAAAUAUCCGGGUGUCGAGAAGGCAAUCGUGCAGGACUUGCCCGAAGUAGCUUCUCAGGGUCAUGGCGCGCAGGACGUUCCAGAGGAUAUAAAAGGCCGGCUCAAAUUCCAGUCGUAUAACUUCUUCACUGAGCAGCCAGUCAAGGGUGCCGAUGUGUACCUAUUGCGAUGCGUGCUGCAUGACUGGCCGGAUAGCUAUGCGGUGUCGCUGUUAAGGAACCAGAUCCCUGCUCUCAAGAAGGGGGCGAGAUUGCUGUUUAAUGAGCGGUGUUUGGGGAGGCCGGGGAGCUUGAGCCAUGUGUGGGAUCAGUUUGCUAGUUCCGCGGAUAUACUGAUGCAGUUAUGUGCCAACGGCAAGGAACGCAGUCGCGAGGAUUGGGUUUCGCUGCUUGCAGCGGCGGAUGAGCGGUUCGAGAUCGCGUCUGUGACUACGCCGGCGCAUUCGGCAUUGUCUAUUAUUGAGGUUAUGUGGCGGGGAGAGGACAAACCUGAAGGAGUAGCUGUUAAGAAAUUAGGGUAUAAGCUGAUCAAUGGUGUCAAGACCAACGGUAUUAUGGAGGCACAGGUCGACGCGGAACCAAUCGGAGAGGUGAAAAAAAGCAACGUCGCAGAAACCAACGGAGUCAGUGUCAAAGGCAUAGCUACCGAAGUCGAAGUGGCCAAAUCUGAGGCGAAAAAGGACCUGGGUGCCAACGGUGCAAACCCAAACAGGGCAGAAAUCAACGGUGCGGAAGUCAACGAAGAUGUCAUCUUGGGUAUUGAGGUACAGCCCACCUCUCAAGGGGGCAAGACCGGUAAGUCUUUUGGGACUGAAGGCAGCAUCAUUGGGCUAUUCACCGUUUAGCCUGACAAUCAUGGAUAAGGCUGCCGGCCGCUUCUACAGCUGGUUGCGCAUCAUUUACGGCGACAACAGCUUAAAAGUGGCGGAUUUAGACAUUGAUCGUAUGAACUGACGGAGCAAAGUCAUUGCUUUUCUCGUUUAUGAGAGUAAUGGGGAUUUGUUAUGAUGUGCAAGUAUGAUCUGGCGCAGAAUGGGUAUGCUUAGAUAUAUGAUAGUAAUCUCAAUAUAUGGUACGUGGA
Molecule: messenger RNA, 2073 nt
Organism: Pseudomassariella vexata
Lineage: Eukaryota; Fungi; Ascomycota; Sordariomycetes; Amphisphaeriales; Pseudomassariaceae
Product: S-adenosyl-L-methionine-dependent methyltransferase
Exons: 3
Coding region: 149-1837 (562 amino acids)
Molecular function (GO): O-methyltransferase activity
Source: RefSeq, a predicted model, not a curated record